UUGCCGGCCUUGCUAUUGUAUUUAAUUUGCUUAGUUUAGUUAGAUGCUUAGUUAGUCUCAUUAGCCUCCGUCUCUUAAAAAUUUACGUUCGCUUUUCAAAAUUCUCUUGCAUUUUGGCAAAAAACGAGAAGAAUUCCAUUCCCGUGAAGUAAUUUUUGCAUCCAUGGAAGUGAAACUAAAAGAUCAUUAGUUUGGAAUUAUUAUUAAAAAAAUUGUUUCCAUUACAAACUACAAAAAGGAGGAAUUUUUGAAGAUAAAAUUCAAUAAUACCAGCAAUUUAUUGCCUAACACCUCAGAUUGUUUAAUAUCAGGAAAUGUCGUUAUUGCAUCUGAAAGGACGCGGGCUUGUGAAAAGCGGUGGAUUCUCAACACAGUUAGCUAAACAUGUAGGUGACAAAAUAGAUGGCGAUCCGUUGUGGGGUUCGCGUUUUGAUAAAGAGAAUCCCGAAGCUGUAAUGCAAACUCAUUUAGAUUUUUUGGAAGUUGGAGCAGAUAUUAUUGUCACCAAUACCUAUCAGUCAAGUGUAGAAGGCUUUACCAAACAUCUCAAUUUAACCAAAGACGAGAGUAUAGACUUAAUGCGUGAAAGUGUUAAACUAGCCAUGCAAGCGAAGAACAAAUAUUUAGAACGUUUAAAAGAUUGCAAUCGGCACAAGGAACCGGGAUUACCUUUGAUUAUGGGCUCCAUUGGCCCUUAUGGCGCUAUGCUGCACGAUGGGUCUGAAUAUACUGGUUCCUAUACUGAAAAACUAACUAAACAGCAAAUACAGCAAUGGCACCGCACACGUAUAGAAGCUGUCCUGUCCGGAGGCGUAGAUGGUUUAGCUGUAGAAACUAUACCUUGUCAAAUGGAAGCUGAAGCUGUAACGGAAAUGUUAUUGAAAGACUAUCCGGAUGUAAAAUUUUGGGUUUCUUUUCAAUGUAAAGAUGAAGUGAGAUUGGCUCAUGGUGAGAAUUUCGCAAAUGCUGCUAAAAGUGUUUGGGAAUUAAUAAGAAAGGCUAAUGCUAUUGAUCGCCUAUACGGUGUUGGCGUGAAUUGUGUUAAUCCAAAGUUUGUCUCAGCACUAUUUCAAUCUUUGCAUAAAUUGCUAAUUAAUGAGCAAAUACCACCAUUAAUAGUUUAUAGUAAUCGUGGCGAAAUAUAUGAUGCUCUUAAAGGUGGGUGGACCGGUCAUGAUAAAUGUGUCCCAUUAGCGAGUUAUGUACCCGAAUGGGUACAAUUGAAAGCUAAAAUUAUUGGUGGCUGUUGUAGGGUAUAUCCCGAAGAUAUACUGGCUAUACGUAAAUGUAUUGAUAACAUCGAUAAUAAUAAUUAAAUUUAGUUAGCGAACAUACCUGAUUAUUGCUGGGAGUUACACUUGUAACACUUUUAAACAUGUAUAAUCCCGUUUUUGUUUAAUUUUUAUUUAUUUUAUUAUAAUGAAAUUUAAAUUAUUUUAUUUGUGAUCUCUUAAUAAAGAAUUUUUUAAUUCCUUUACGAUUUAAGGAGCAUUUUUAAACUUUGGAUUACCAAAAACUAAUGGAAGAUGCUUUUGC
Molecule: messenger RNA, 1536 nt
Organism: Glossina fuscipes
Lineage: Eukaryota; Metazoa; Arthropoda; Insecta; Diptera; Glossinidae
Product: homocysteine S-methyltransferase 1
Exons: 3
Coding region: 315-1316 (333 amino acids)
Biological process (GO): S-methylmethionine cycle
Molecular function (GO): S-adenosylmethionine-homocysteine S-methyltransferase activity
Source: RefSeq, a predicted model, not a curated record